Molecule: messenger RNA, 908 nt
Organism: Chara braunii
Lineage: Eukaryota; Viridiplantae; Streptophyta; Charophyceae; Charales; Characeae
Source: the annotation of a GenBank genome assembly
UGGCAGCGGACUGGCGGGCUUAGGCCGAGAAUGGUAUAAGAUGGAAGAGAGUGAAAGCAAGAUCGCUCUACUCCUCUCCCAUUUCACGGAUCUCCUGGCAAUGUGCAUUGCACAGCAGGAGGACAUCCACACUCUCGGCGACGCGGUUCAGACGCACAACCAGGCGUUUGAUCAAGUCAACAGCCGCCUCCAGCAGCUGGAGCAACGACCCGUCGCCGCCCCCGAUGCCAGCUCCUCCAACACCUCCGAUCGCCUCAAUGCGUUGGAGAUCAACGUUGGAACCCUCAAGGACGACGCGCAGCUACAGCAAACCGCCACGCAACAACUGGAGCAGCGGAUCUGUGCUACCGCCACGCAACAACUGGAGCAGCAGAUCUGUGCUGCCGCCACCACACCGAGUUCGGCACCGGGCGAGACGACUCCAAAGUUCGAUGGUCAGGAGAUCUUCUGCGAUUCGACGAAGACGGACCCGAUUCCGUGGUUCCGCAAGUUCGAGCUCAAGCUGCAGCUACACCACGUCAGUGAGCACAGGCAUCACAUGUACUUAUACUCCCGUCCGGGGGGCGCGUGCCAAGCAUGGUUGGACAAUCUCUUGUCCAAGUACGGGGUGGUAGCUGCCGACUUAUACACCAAGAUCAGUUGGGAUGAUCUAAAGGUGGUGUGGCAUACGCGGUUCCAAGUAGAGCCGCCGGAGAUCAAGGCAAUGGACAAAUUGAUGACCUUCGAACAAGGCACGCUGCCGAGUGUUGACUAGAUUGCCGAGUACCAACGCUUGACAUCCGUCCCAGACAUUGAGAUGGGCUUCAAGGCCGUCAAAAACUACUUCAUCUCGAGGUCGUGUCCGGCGUUGGGCAAUGCCUUGACUCACGUCGAGGACACCCUGACGACAACAAAAGAGCUCUUCGACA